AUGCGUGCUGCCGUCAUUGUGUUCGUGUUUGUGAUUUUCGGGCUCCUUAGUGUCCUGGAGGCGGUGCCCGCUCCUCAGUUUUAUGGCGGUUAUCCUGGUUACGGCGGUGGCUACGGCGGUUAUCCCGGCUAUGGUGGAUUCGGUGGCGGCGGAUAUCCUGGAUUCGGAUUUAACCGCGGCGGUUUUGGCAACUCCUACGCCAGUGCCCAAUCUUCUGCGUCGGCUGGCGCUGGCGGUUUCGGCGGUGGCUUCUAUGGCUAA
Drosophila serrata is the source of this 261-nucleotide messenger RNA. RefSeq lists its product as uncharacterized. The record is from RefSeq and is a predicted model, not a curated record. NCBI's taxonomy places the organism in Eukaryota, Metazoa, Arthropoda, Insecta, Diptera, Drosophilidae.